This is a messenger RNA of Octopus bimaculoides (California two-spot octopus), 1512 nucleotides long. RefSeq names its product monocarboxylate transporter 9. Lineage: Eukaryota; Metazoa; Mollusca; Cephalopoda; Octopoda; Octopodidae. The record is from RefSeq and is a predicted model, not a curated record. Gene Ontology annotation, molecular function: monocarboxylic acid transmembrane transporter activity. Gene Ontology annotation, biological process: transmembrane transport; monocarboxylic acid transport.
AUGUCCACUCAACCAGCGAAGCAUGAAACAGUUGUCAAAGAUGUAGAAAUCUGUCAGAAACGACCAGUGGUACCAGACGGAGGCUGGGGAUGGGUCGUCUGCUUUGCUGCAGCUUGUACCUGUUUCAUAGUGAGUGGACUAGCAAGUUCUUCUGGAAUAUUCCUUAUCGGACUCAGAAAAAUCUUCGAUGACCACAUUUCCAAGUUAUCUACAGUGGGAGCCCUGGUAGAAGGACUUAGCAUGAUGGCAGCUCCAGUUGCCAGUAUUCUGUUGAAUUACUUUAGCCAUCAGACAGUGUUGAUAUUAGCAGGUCUUAUUGGAUUCACAGGUGCCAUAUUAGGAACAUUUUCUGUCAGUAUCGAUAUGAUGAUAGUAACAUAUGGCCUCAUAUCAGGUGUAUCCCUUGGAAUGUCUUUUUUCACCUGCCAGAUUAUUGUAGGUCUCUACUUUGAUAAGAAACGAGCAUUGGCAAUAGGAAUUACCAAUUGCGGGGGAGGAAUGGGCACAAUGUUGUUUAGCUUGAUUGUUCAGUCACUUUUAGAAUUUUAUGGACUUAGAAGCACGUUGCUCCUUAUAGCGGGAAUUCUUCUGAAUAUCACUGUGUUGGGAGCCCUUUGCCGACCUCUGCCCUACACCCACGCAGGGGAUGGAAACACAGAAUGUAAAGGUGAGUUCAUUCAGGUUCGGAGUUCUCAUUUACGAAAAUUCAAUAUCUGUUACGGCUACGGAUUGGAUAUGCGCAGAAAAUCGAACAUGUGCAGUGGUUACUUGAAAUUAGUUGGACAAGAAAACGGGAGUCCUCCUCCACCAGCAGAUAAAAGUGGUAUCAACGAUGAGACGAUUGUAAAGAAGCAGAAAAUCGACGGAGGUUCAAUCCUGAAGCGAUGUUCAGCUAUAAUUGGCGUGGAACUUUUUAAAAAUAUUAACUUUGUGUUGCUGACGAUCUCCUACACGUUUUGGGUGUCUACUGUCGUAAUGUAUACCUUCGUACCACCUCUGUGUGUUUGGUCGUUUGGAAUGAGCAAACAGACAGCUGCGCUUUUGAUGUUGUUUCUGGGGUUGUUUGCGACAAUUGGUGAACUGUUACUCGGAGUAUUCAUCGAUUUCUUUCACUUCAGUAGCAACAAAUUAUAUAUUUUUUCCUUGGUGGUGCACGUAGUCACUGCAAUAUUGAUACCACAUUGCAAUAGAUUUGAAUACAUGGCGCCUGUGGUUUCUGUCUUUGGAUUCGUAGAUGGAAUGUCGGUGUCUCUCAGAUUGAUCCUAACUACAGAAAUUGUUGGCUUAGAACAUUCCACAAAAGCGUUCAGUGUUCUUAGUUUCUUCUGUGGAAUUUUAUUUUCCGCUUCUCCCCCAAUCUAUGGGCUGGUUUUCGAUACGACACAAUCAUUCCUGGCUGUUUUCUACGGAGGUGGAGCUUGCUCGUUAAUUGCAAUCAUUUUCUUUAUGUUAAUUAUGUAUCGCAAUAAAAUACACGAAAAACGUCUGCAGAAAUAAAUUUUGUUUUCUAAA